GGCGCCUGCGCGGUGGGGCGGGCGGGCGGCACCGCCCCCUAGCUCUCCUGGCAGCGCGGCGGAGGGCGGGAGCGGCGGCGGAGAUGGCGGACAGCGCCAGCGAGAGCGACACGGACGGCGCGGGCGGCAGCGGCGGCGUGGCGGGGCCGCUGGGGCCGGGCUGCGCGGCGGCGGCGGGGCCCGGGCCCGGCCCCGGCGGCGGCCCCGGCGGCGGCGGCCCCGGUGGCGGCGGGGGCAAGGCGGGCGGCAUCGUGAUCUCGCCGUUCCGGCUGGAGGAGCUGACGAACCGGCUGGCCUCGCUGCAGCAGGAGAACAAGGUGCUGAAGAUCGAGCUGGAGACCUACAAGCUCAAGUGCAAGGCGCUGCAGGAGGAGAACCGCGACCUGCGCAAGGCCAGCGUCACCAUCCAAGCAAGGGCAGAGCAGGAAGAGGAAUUCAUCAGUAAUACUCUGUUUAAGAAGAUUCAAGCUCUACAGAAAGAGAAAGAAACACUUGCAGUAAACUAUGAAAAGGAAGAGGAAUUUCUCACUAAUGAGCUUUCAAGAAAACUGAUGCAGCUACAGCAUGAGAAAGCUGAACUGGAGCAGCAUUUAGAGCAAGAACAGGAAUUUCAAGUGAACAAACUCAUGAAGAAAAUUAAAAAACUGGAAAAUGAUACUAUUUCGAAGCAGCUCACCCUGGAGCAGCUAAGACGUGAGAAGAUUGACCUUGAAAAUACUUUGGAACAAGAACAAGAAGCACUAGUGAAUCGUCUCUGGAAGAGGAUGGAUAAGCUUGAAGCAGAAAAACGAAUUUUGCAGGAGAAGUUAGACCAGCCAGUAUCUGCACCACCGUCACCCAGAGACAUAUCAAUGGAGAUAGAUUCUCCAGAAAAUAUGAUGAGACAUAUCAGAUUUUUAAAGAAUGAAGUGGAGAGGUUAAAGAAACAACUGAGGGCUGCACAGUUACAGCAUUCAGAGAAGAUGGCACAAUAUUUAGAAGAGGAGCGUCAUAUGAGAGAAGAAAACUUGAGGCUUCAAAGAAAAUUGCAGAGGGAGAUGGAACGCAGGGAAGCACUCUGCAGGCAACUGUCAGAAAGUGAAUCCAGCUUAGAAAUGGAUGAUGAAAGAUAUUUUAAUGAGAUGUCUGCACAAGGAUUAAGACCUCGCACUGUGUCCAGUCCUAUCCCUUAUACACCCUCACCAAGUUCUAGCAGACCUAUAUCACCUGGUCUAUCAUAUGCAAGUCACACAGUUGGUUUCACACCACCAACUUCACUGACUAGAGCUGGAAUGUCUUACUACAAUUCCCCAGGCCUUCAUGUGCAACAUAUGGGACCAUCCCAUGGUAUUACAAGGCCUUCACCACGAAGAAGUAACAGCCCUGACAAAUUUAAACGUCCCACUCCUCCUCCUUCUCCAAACACGCAGACCCCAGUGCAGCCACCUCCGCCGCCACCACCACCACCUGUGCAACCUUCGGUCCCAUCAGCAGCCUCGCAGUCAGCCACUUUUCAGCAUUCAGUGCAUCCCUCUUCUCAGCCUUAGUGCAUGUGCUCAGCAGUCUGUAUGUCAGAAUUGGACUCAUAACAUGGAGCAGUUUACUAAAAGCCAAAGGCUUACUUGGCAUAUUUGAAUUUGACUUAUUUGCACUGAGGUUAUAUAGGCUUCACUGUUAAUUGUGUUGUAAACGUUUGUAUAAAAUGCAGCCAGUGUUGUGGAUCUACAACACUAACUUAACAAAUUUUUCCAUCAGUGUUUACUUGAACUACAUGUGUGUCCAUUCUCUGGCUGGAACAUUUGCUACUCUGUUUGGUAAUACGGCAUUAUGUCGUUUUGCUUGGCUCCAAAGCUUCAUUUUCCUGGCUUUUAGGUUUGUAAAAUUAAAGGGAUACCUUUUAUAUUUUUUCAUGACAAUUUGCAUAAAAUUAAAGGCAUGAUGGGCUAUGUUAUAAAUUCUGAAAUAUUACAGUGUUUACCAAGCUUAUGGUAACGCAGCACUACGUUUCAGUUAUUUGAAAUAACAGCUUCUAGUGCAAAAGUGAGUCAGACACCCUAAUCAGUGCCCAAGACACAUACUCUAUUGUAUCACCUAGUAAAUAAGCUUAAUUCAGCACACAUGACACAUCCAUACUUCUCCUGUUUUAAAACACUUCAAACGUAUGGUACAGUCUGAAGAUUAGAGUGAGGGAACUGACUUGUUGGAGUAUAUGGAAUGUACAAUUUGUUGGACCUUAAGAUUUGAGUAUUUCACUUGUCAUUUACAUUAACCUGUAAGCUGUCCAUGCUGUGUGAUCCGUCACAAUUAACUUCUGUAAGUGUGGUCCUGCCCACAGGUUACUGAUAGCUGAUUAAAGUGUGCUCUUUGAUUUUUUGCUGCAGAAGGCAAUGUGAUUGUAGAGAACAGCUGAUUUUUUUUUCCUGUUAAAAUAUAUUAAUUGUGAUUCCCCUGAAACAAAGUUUGAACAAGUAUUCUAACUGUUCAAAAGUCUAUUAGAAAAUAAGGUAUAAGAUGAGCAUAUAGGAAUAUAUUGGUGUAACAGCCAAAACUGUUGUAUUGCUUGGUAGAAACAGAAACAGAGUACAAGAAAGUAGCACAAUGUGGCACUAAUGAAUGCUUAUUUAGCAGCCUAAGCCGGUACAAUGUAUAAAGAAAUGUAUUCUGAAUACAUUUUUUCCAUUCAUUUAGCACAAAUAAAUUGUUUGGUUUCACUUUGCAGUGGAACAAAGUGUCACUUCUUCCUGAUAUUGACAUCUUACUCAGUUUUAUUUUUCCUAAGGUUCCUGUUGAGUACUGAGGUUUAUAUAUUAUUGAUGAUUUUAAGUGGUUUACCUCAUAUAUAUGGAUAUGUGGGCCAUGGAAAAUGACAAGAGAAUGUUUAUUUUAUGAGAAUAUGUAUCUGGGUAUAAUCAGAGCAGAACAUGAGUAAUUUAUCUUUUGUUUACAAAAGUUUGUUUGACAUGCCUAAUGCUUUAUUAAGCACAUUUUAAAGAAGGAAAUACAGCAUUCUGGUAGUAUACUAACACUUGUACAUAUAUUUUCAUGUUUGCCGCUCAACUAUUCAGUAAGAAUUGCAGACUGAAAAUCUGUAUAAAAUCAGUGCUCUAAUUCAAAAUAGUAAGUUAAAAUAAUGUUGUAAGAGGUUCAGCUUAAGUAAGGCAAAACUAGAAUUUCUUCACUGUAGCUAUGUAGUUUCAGCUCCGAGAGCUUUAGAGAAAUGCAUAUAUAGUCUACUACACUUGUUAAACCAAUAUGGGAUCAAGUGCAUUACGUUGGUUAUGGUAGUGACUCUCCAAUAAAGUGAUACUCUCAAGACUGUGGCAGGCCUAAAAUCUGACCAGUGCUUCCAUCUGGAAAUGAUUAACCAUAGCAGGUGCUCACUUUUCAGUAGAGAAACUAACUGUGAGCAUUUUAAUUAAACAGAGCUCCUGAAUCAGUGGUAGGAUUACAUAUGAGAAAACGACAGGCAGUCAAAACUGAUAUUCUUGGUGGGACUAAGGUCAAGAUAUGAUUGGUUAUUUAAUUUGAUAUUUGUCCUUUUGUAAACACAAGACAAGGAAAAAGAUAUAUUAUUUUAAAGAUAGGGUUCCAGCUCAAGUAUACCACUAUUUAAAAUGGUGCCCUCCUUUCUGAAGUGCUUUAAGUUUCUUGGACAAAAGUCUCCAUAGAGUGUAAGCUCAUAUGGUGGUAGUAUAUAUGCUGGGGGCAGGGGGAAAAAAGCCUUUAAUAGUGUUGCUUUAAAAUCUUAAAAUGGAAAAUUGCCUAGAUAAAUCUACAUCUGAAGCGUAUUCCAAAACUGAAGUUUUGUAACCCAAGUUCAGCUGCUGUUAUAAAGUGUCUUACUGAACUCUCCUUGCUGUUCCAGUGGGACUGUUACCAGAUGAAAGUAAAGAACUGACAAAUGUGUACUAAAUCCUGAAAAUGUAACAAGGCACUAAAUUGGCCUUACCGAACUAAGAACAUUGAACAAACAUUUGUGUGCGAUCAGAAGUGUUAAACUCUAUUUGUAGACUUUUUGAAUAAGAUAAGGAAUUGUGCACAACCAUCUCCUAAUAAAUAUAAAUGGAUUUUCA
Dromaius novaehollandiae (emu) is the source of this 4052-nucleotide messenger RNA. RefSeq names its product coiled-coil domain containing 6 (gene CCDC6). The transcript has 9 exons. Lineage: Eukaryota; Metazoa; Chordata; Aves; Casuariiformes; Dromaiidae. The coding region runs from base 84 to 1526 and encodes 480 amino acids. The record is from RefSeq and is a predicted model, not a curated record.